Molecule: messenger RNA, 1632 nt
Organism: Drosophila erecta
Lineage: Eukaryota; Metazoa; Arthropoda; Insecta; Diptera; Drosophilidae
Product: protein phosphatase 1 regulatory subunit 36
Exons: 1
Coding region: 106-1569 (487 amino acids)
Biological process (GO): negative regulation of phosphatase activity
Molecular function (GO): phosphatase binding
Source: RefSeq, a predicted model, not a curated record
AUACAUUUUACAACUAACGAUAGAAACUAAUAUAGAAACGCAUGACAUCAAAAAACUUUAAAAAAAACAUAAUUAUAUUUUAAAAUAUUAAAAAAUAUAUAAACCAUGAAAAGAGUACAUGUGGACAACUACACACCGAAGUACUACAGUGGCAAGUGGUCCUGGAGCACCGAAAAGGAUUGCCUGGAAUUCGAGCCGCACAACGAUCUGGAGGAUGCCAGGGAGCGCUACAUCACCACCAAUGGCUACAAGUUCCUGCGCAUAAUCGACCAGGAGGAGGAGCUCAUCUUCCGGCAGGCUUAUGUGCGGGAUACGGGCACCUAUGACUUUGACACCUUGGUGAUCAACGACGUCCGCGACCUGGUUCUCUUCCUGAUGCCAAGCGAUUUCCUGACCUACCGGUUCGUGGAGUUCAUGCACCGCCCGGCGGUUCACCGUCUGAUCCAUGCGCUCGUCAUUUACUUCGAGUACUUCCUGCGGAUGGUGGAGUUUGUGCUGGUGCGACGCGAUGAGCUGGCCGAUCAGAUCCAAAGCGAUCAGACCAUCGAUAUGAAGAAGACCUUCUCGAUCUAUCUCAGCCAGUAUCGACUCCUGGUGGCCCGCAACUACAGCGUAAUCCUGAAGGGAGACGGUGACAUGUCCAAGUACUACCAUAUGAAGGAGAUUAUCAAUAUUUCGGAUACCAGUCGCGACCGGGUCUUCCACGAACAGUUCCUGGCCGUGAUGACCCAGAUCGUUUGGAUCUGCAUGCAUCGCCGUGCGUACAACGUCAUUGAGAUGGAGAUGAACCGUCUUUUUCGGUCCGACCACUUCGUUAUGGCACGUCCGGAGUAUCUAAGCUUUACGCCGGCGGAGCGGAGUUUACUGUAUGGCCGUAACCAUAGGAUCGUCAACUAUCGCACCCAGGUAUCGCCGCUCGUCCAGGAGUUGGAGCACGUGGAGGAGGAGGACAUGCCCAUCCUGUGGAUUGGCGAGCGCAAGUAUCGAGGCAACGACAGGCGCAUUGCCGAGAUGGAGCUGGAGUACAUUGUGCCGGGACCACAACUGCGUAUGAUCGAUGUGGCACACGGCAUACUGGGACAUCCAAAGGAUCUGUACAACACCAUUCUCGACCUGGACUGGCCCACAGUUCGCUACUCUAACUUUUCGCUGGGCUACGAUCCGUACCACAUCAUGCGCCAGCCGCAUCUGGAUAUUCCCAGGAUCGAUGCCUUGAAAGUGCGCAAGAUGAGCGAAAACUACGAGCACUUCUACAAGGUAUAUCGCAUCUACGAGCCGCACAGCCUGCAGAUCCUGAGGAAGUGGCUCAAGCGGGACAAGCUCGUCCAGUUCUAUCGCUCUGGGGGGCUGCUGCUCACCAACGUGGUGUCCCGGUGCGAGAAGGAACUGGCCGAAAAGGUACCGGUCACCAAGGUCGACCAGGUCAUCUCGAACUACUUCAAGGUGAAGUCCAGGCUGCGCAAGGGAUCGCCAUAUGAAGUGGACAACAUCAGCAUCACCUCCUCGCGCAUCGGGGGCUUCAAUUCGCCACGCCAGAAGAAUACGCCCCAGGAAUACUAUUUCGAUUGAUGGGUAAAUGGCCAAAUAAUUCAAAAUUAUAAUUUCGUGAAUAAAAUACUUAUGAGUCUUGCA